Etheostoma cragini (Arkansas darter) is the source of this 2551-nucleotide messenger RNA. It is a transcript of the gene dtx3lb.2, whose product is annotated as deltex E3 ubiquitin ligase 3L2, tandem duplicate 2. Gene Ontology annotation, biological process: Notch signaling pathway; protein ubiquitination. The transcript has 7 exons. The record is from RefSeq and is a predicted model, not a curated record. Gene Ontology annotation, molecular function: metal ion binding. NCBI's taxonomy places the organism in Eukaryota, Metazoa, Chordata, Actinopteri, Perciformes, Percidae. The coding region runs from base 292 to 2187 and encodes 631 amino acids.
UCGUCGAUCCGUAUGCGUCAUAAAUUCAUUUUUUUCGGGUUGUAUGUAUGUUCAAAAAGUAGAUAUAAAGUUCGUUACACAACAUUAACGUUAGUUGUGUUAAUAAUUUAGGAAAUAAGAAAACUGGAAAGCAAAAAUAGCCCAUUAAGGUCAGCAUUAGCUUAACGUAACCGAAAGUAGACUCGAGCGAAAGCAUUGCGACAACAUUUUUACAAUUUUAUGUAAAUACAACAAAUAUAACGUUACAAGCCUUGCUGUCAUCUGUGUUAAAGGAAGAAGAGGACUGUCAAAAUGUCGGACAAAGAGGUGCCCAUGGAUAUUGACAUCGACGCGCAGCCUCUAACCCCUCACGACAUGUCUGCUAAGAAUAAAGAUAAAGUUCAAGUCAAUCUCUCAAUGAAGUGGUUAGAGGAUGUUCAACCGCACAAAUGUCGAAUAGAACUGCAAAAAAUUCUUCAGAGUUGGACGAACAGCAAAAACUUAAAUGGCGUCAAAGACCUUCUUGCAGACGUCUCUGUUGUAAGUGUCACGGAAAAUGGGACUAAGGCUGUGAUAAAUCUUUCACCUGUUCCAGCUGUGGAUGACUUUCAGAAACUGAGUGGACAAACACUAACCAGCAAAUGCAAGACACACACAGUCACAAUACAGUCUGUUGCGUUGACACCACUAGAGCAGAAGACACGAAUGCCAGAGGACGCUUCAUUGAACUUCACUCCUUCAUUCAUGUCAGAGGCACAAAAUGAGCAAGAGCACCCGGCAAAGCUGAGUAGGCCAGUUUCUACAGCAGGAGAGGAGACAUGCACUUGCUCUGUCGCAGUGGGCCAUUUCUGGUACGUGAACAACAUCUACAAGGAAGAAAUUAAACGUAUAGAGAAAGAGAAUAGAGUUAAAAUCGCAGCAGAAGUAAAUGUGACAUUUCAAGUAGACCAGGAAGAUGGAGACUCACGAAAAGCUCUCUCUGAGUUCACAAGCCUCGUCCAGAAGUGCUUAACUGAAUUAGAAACCUUACCUGUUUCUCUCAAUAAUGCCUAUGAAGAGGAGAUGAAAAACGUGCUGAAAAUCGCCCAGACAAAAGAAAACAAGCUUUUGCUUACUGUGUCCUCUGGAAAUAUGACCGCAUGGGGACCAACACCAAUUCAAGAUGCCAUCAGAAAGUCCUUAACUCUAUCAACAAAUACCAGCCCGUCUGUUGGAGAGCCUACGUGGCCGUUUCAAGACGUACCACUGAACGUUGGCUUGAGCAUCAAAGACCCUCUCGUCAAUGCUGGACUAACCAUGGAAGAGAGCUCCUGGAAGCUGUUGACUACUUCCUUCAAUGAGCAAGUGUCUAAGAUCAAAUCUAAGUUUGGUGUGAACUUUAAAGAAUCAGGCAUCAGUUCAGGCAAAGUCAAAGUCAAAGCUUGCUACAACAAACCUGGAGGAAACAUCUCAAUGGAGAGCCAUGCUGUCAGAGCUCUGCUUCAUCUGUAUCAGAAGAGUGUCACAUCACCCAUGAGCUCUUCCCAACACCAGGGCGCCACUGGGUUCACCGGCUCAAUGUCAGAAGGCGCGUCCGGUGGACAUGCGUUGAAUGGAAAAUCAGGAUACAGCACUGACACAACAACAGGGGGGGGAGCAACAGCAGAAAAUGACAAAGAUGAAAAAUGUCCUAUAUGCAUGGAGACAUUUACUGAAAAGAAACAGCUCAAGUGUAAACAUGAGUUUUGUGAGGACUGCCUGGCCCAGUCAGAGAAAGCCUUGGGACCCACCUGUCCUCUAUGCAGAGAUGUCUUUGGUAUGAUGAAGGGAGACCAGCCAGAUGGAGCCAUGACAUGGCAGUCAUUUCACUCACCUCUUCCUGGAUUCUCAGACUGCGGCACUAUAACCAUCCAAUAUGAGAUUUUCAGUGGAAAACAGACGAAAAAUCAUCCAAAUCCUGGGCAUUUUUAUUCUGGUAUAAGAAGAACAGCAUAUCUGCCAGACAAUAAAGAGGGAAGAGAAGUGCUUGGCCUGUUGAAGAAAGCGUUCGACCAGAAGCUCAUUUUCACUGUUGGAACGUCCCGAACGUCUGGGAUGGAAAACCAGGUGACCUGGAACGACAUUCACCACAAGACCAGCAUUACAGGAGGACCACUGUGUUUUGGGUAUCCUGAUCCCAGCUACCUGAGCAGAGUCAAGGAGGAGCUGAAGGCGAAAGGCAUCGAGUGAAGACUUCGAUACAAAGUGGCUGAGGAGAGGUGUUUUAUCACAAAAAAAUUAAAUGAUUAUGUAAAACAAGCAAUUACUGGGAUGUACAUACUGCCGUAUUGUCUCUAAUCUGUAAGGGUUACGUUGAGGUGGAAUAAUCAGCAUUUAUAGUUUAAGAGUUUAUGGUUUAGUAACGUGUAUUAUAUUUUCCUAUGAAGUAUAACUUUGAAGGAUUUCCUUAAUUUGUUUGUUGAUUGAUAAUGUUUCUCAAAAAUAUAGUAUAUGAGUCAGAUUUGUGAACAUACGUAAAUAGAACUUUACGUCUACAGUACACAUAAGAUACUGUAUCUAAUUUACUGUCUGCCUAAUAAAUGAUUAACCCAAA